Molecule: messenger RNA, 1883 nt
Organism: Chironomus riparius
Lineage: Eukaryota; Metazoa; Arthropoda; Insecta; Diptera; Chironomidae
Source: the annotation of a GenBank genome assembly
AAAAAUUUUGUUUACUACUUAAAAGAAUUAGGAACAAAAAUUCACGUAAAAUUAAUUAUAUAAAUUAUCAACGAAAUACAAUGGCUUUAUUCAAUUUAUCGAGUGUAAGUGAUGCAUUACAAGAUGUCUCGGAUGAUACGAAAGGCGUUUCAUUCGUUGGAUUAGCGAGAAAAUGGGAAACAGAAGAAAAUGUUAAGGAAGUAGUUGAAGCUAUAAAUAAGUGUCCACAUCUCAAUUUCUUGAACUUGGAGGGUAAUACAUUAGGAUGUGAGGCAGCAAAACAUAUUGGAGAGGCAUUAAAGAAACAUCCAGAAUUCAAACGAGCUAUUUGGAAAGAUUUAUUUACCGGAAGAAUGAAAACUGAAAUUCCACCAGCACUUAUUGAUCUUUCUCAAGGCAUCAUGUUUGCAAAUGCACAAUUAACUGUGUUGGAUUUGAGCGAUAAUGCUUUAGGACCAAACGGAAUGACUGGAUUAGUUGAUCUCAUUAAAAGCUCAUCAUGUUAUUCUUUGGAAGAAUUGAGAUUAAUGAAUUGUGGAUUAGGCAUAACAGGAGCAAAGAUGCUUGCAAAAUCAUUAGGAGAAUGCUACAAAGGAAGUGUUAUUGCUGGAAAGCCAAUGGAACUGAAAGUUUUCGCUGCAGGCAGAAAUCGUCUUGAAAAUGAUGGAGCUAAAGCACUUUCAGCUGUUUUCGAAGACAUUCAGACACUUGAGGAGAUUACUAUUCCACAAAAUGGUAUUUAUCAUCAAGGAAUGGCUGCAUUAGCUGAAGCUUUAAAGAAAAAUCCUAACAUGAAAAUCAUCAAUUUUAAUGAUAAUACAAUAACAUCGAGAGGUGCAGAAGUGCUAGCUGAAGCAUUUUAUGCCAUUGAAAACUUGAUUGAGAUUAAUUUAGGCGAUUGUCUGCUAAAAGAUGAAGGUGGACAGACAUUAAGUGAUGUCCUUGCCGAUUGUCAUCCAGAUCUUGAAGUUGUUAAUUUGAGUGGAAACGAAAUCGGUCCAGAAGUUGGAAUAGCACUUGCCAACUCUAUGGGCCCAAAAGAAAGUCUGAAAAAAUUCCUUCUUGAUUCUAAUCAAUUUGGGGAUGAAGGUGUCGAGCAAAUCCAACAAAUUAUGGAAGAUUUUGGCAAAUUAGAUGUUUUGAGUAUCGAGGAUGAUGAAGGAUUAGCAGACGAUGAAGAUUGUGACGAGGAAAACGAUGAGACUGAAGAAGGAGAAGAAGAAGAAGAUUAUGAGGAGGAAAACGAGGACGACGAAGAAGUUGUCAUUACAGGAGUUUCGAAUCUUUCAGAAAGUAAGUUUGAGACAUCACUAGACAAUAGUAUAUUACUGAACAGUACAAAAAUCGAUGAGGAUGAUCCAGUUGCUGAGUUUUGCAAUGCAAAGGAACCAAAACUUGUUGAUUUCGAAAAGAUUACGGAUGAAGAUAAAUUGAUUGCCAUUAAAGACUUUCUAUCAAAUGCAACAGAAGAUGAUUACUUGACACAUCUUGUCUUUACAAUACUUAAACUUUCGUCAAUUAGUGAAGAGUCCAAAGAAGCACAACAGAUUGCUUUAGAGCUGUUCAAAGAGGCUUUUGAAUACGCCAAAACCAAAGAUCGUCUUAAGAGCGUCAGAAACUUUUUUCUGAUUCAGCUGGGCUUGCUGAAAUCUGAAGAGAAAAUGUUUAAACCAAAAUAUGAUAUAAAGUCAUGUCGAGCAGCACUGGAAAAUGCCAUAAACAACAAUUCAAUACCAGACGAGGAGAAAACAAUAUUUGAGUGCUUCUUAAAUGCAGCAAAGUAAACAAACACAAUUUAAUUCUUAUUUAAUUUCAUUUCUCGAUGUUCAGUUUGUUGAUUCCAUUAAUUAAUUAACCAAUAAAAACCACUUUUUAAUUUUUAA